This is a messenger RNA of Stylophora pistillata, 436 nucleotides long. RefSeq names its product protein crumbs homolog 1-like. NCBI's taxonomy places the organism in Eukaryota, Metazoa, Cnidaria, Anthozoa, Scleractinia, Pocilloporidae. The record is from RefSeq and is a predicted model, not a curated record.
AUGGCUAAGUUCUUGUGGCAGACAUCAAAACGGCGUCAGCUUGUAAAAGAAGAGUUCCAUUAUCUGAAUAUAGCUCGAGUUGGAAUAUUCACUUUGUACAAACUGUUUGAUUGCAUAUUUAAAUGCUUAAGAAAUACUUUGUGCCUUUCGAUCAACUUGGCCGCCUUCAAAGAUGAAAGUGGAAAAAUUUGGUGCGAAUUAUUGUCUUCUGACAAAUACAGAGAUGCCAUAAACUACAAGGAAAACGUGACUUCACAUCAUUUGUCUAUUCGGUCGCCUUGUUUUUCUUCACCAUGUCAAAACAAAGGAGCCUGCAUCCCAAAUUACAAAUACAACUCUUACGACUGUCUUUGUGAACAAGGAUUCGUCGGAGAGUACUGCGAGAAAGGUAAAGUAUCUUGCAUUCAUGUCUUCCUCGGAGUGUCUUCAAUGUGAA